Molecule: messenger RNA, 1716 nt
Organism: Diplodia corticola
Lineage: Eukaryota; Fungi; Ascomycota; Dothideomycetes; Botryosphaeriales; Botryosphaeriaceae
Product: tpr domain protein
Exons: 1
Coding region: 1-1716 (571 amino acids)
Cellular component (GO): intracellular anatomical structure
Molecular function (GO): protein binding
Source: RefSeq, a predicted model, not a curated record
AUGGGCUCAACUGGGGACGAUUACUACGACUUGGGGUCCUUCCACAGGGGAGUCACUACCCGGAAUCCGACUGCCCAGAAAUGGUUUGACCGUGGAUUGGUAUGGUGCUAUGGCUUCAACCACGAAGAGGCCGCACGCUGCUUCGAGAGCGUCAUCGAGAACGAUCCGGAUUGCUCAAUGGGCUACUGGGGGCUUGCGUACGCGCUUGGGCCCAACUACAACAAGCCUUGGGAACUGUUCGAUGAGAAGGACCUAGAAACAAGCUUAAGACGGGUCCACGAUGCGGUGCACAAGGCACAAGAGCACGCAGCGAAAGCAACGCCCUUCGAACAGGCCGUCGCCCACGCAAUUCAGUUCCGCAACCCAAAGGAUGUCGCGGACAAGGACUACUCCCGCUACAACAGGGCCUACGCCGACGCCAUGGAGGCCGUGUAUCGCCAGUUCCCGGACGACCUGGACGCCGUGACGCUGUACGCCGACGCGCUGAUGAACCUCACUCCGUGGGAGCUCUGGGACUUGCGCACCGGCAAGCCGAUGCCGGGCUCGCGGGCGGUUGAGGUGAAGACGGUGCUGGACCGCGCGCUGGCGGACCACGAGCAGCAGGCCCACGAACACCCGGGCCUGCUGCACAUGUACAUCCACAUGAUCGAGAUGUCGCACACGCCGGAGCUGGGCAUCACACUGGCGGACCGGCUGCGCGAUCUCAUCCCCGACGCCGGGCACCUACGCCACAUGCCGUCCCAUCUCGACAUCCUCAUCGGCGACUACCGGCGCGCCAUCGCCAGCAACGCGGCGGCCGCCGAGGCCGACGAGAAGUACUACGCGCGCGAGGGCGGCAUGAACUUCUACACGCUGUACCGGCUACACGACUACCACUCGCUCGUCUACGCCGCCAUGUUCAACGGCCAGUCGCGCGCCGCGCUCGACACGGUCGCCAAGAUGGAAGAGCACCUGCCCGCCUCGCUCCUCAGCGUCGACUCGCCCCCGAUGGCCGACUGGCUCGAGUCCUUCCUGUCCGCGCGCCUCCACGUCCUCGUCCGCUUCGGCCGCUGGCACGACAUCCUCGCCCUCCCGCUCCCCGCCGACCCGCACCUCUACUGCGUCACCACCGCCAUGACGCACUAUGCCAAAGGCAUCGCCUACGCCGUCACAGCCGACAUCCCGCGCGCGUCCGAACAACGCGCCCUCCUCCGCGCCGCCGUGUCCCGCGUCCCCGACACCCGCAUGGAGUACCCCAACCGCGCCUCCGACAUCCUCGCCAUCGCCGUGGCCAUGCUGGACGGCGAGCUCGAGUACCGCAAAGAAAACUACGACGACGCGUUCGCGCACCUGCGCAAGGCCGUCGAGCUCGACGACAGCCUCAACUACGCCGAGCCCUGGGCGUGGAUGCAGCCCACCCGCCACGCCCUCGCCGCGCUGCUGCUCGAGCAGGGCCGCGUCCAGGAAGCCGCGGACGCGUAUGCCGCCGACCUGGGCUUCGACGACACGCUGCCUCGCGCUCGCCAGCACCCGAAUAAUGUGUGGGCGCUGCAUGGGUAUCAUGAGUGUCUGGCGAGGCUGGGUGGGAGGGAUCACGAGCAGACGAGGAAGAUUGUUGAGCAGCAGUUGAGGCUGGCGCUGGCGGUCGCUGAUGUAGAGGUUACGGCGUCGUGUUAUUGUCGGCGGGGUCGUGGUGAGGGGGAGGGGAGUACGAAGGCGAGCUGUGGUGGUUGUUAG